This is a messenger RNA of Paramecium sonneborni, 1111 nucleotides long. NCBI's taxonomy places the organism in Eukaryota, Ciliophora, Oligohymenophorea, Peniculida, Parameciidae. The record is from the annotation of a GenBank genome assembly.
AUGUAAAAUAAUCCAUCAUUUUCUUCCAGUUUAAUACCUAUAGUUUGUUUAGACAUAGGUGGAACAUUAACUAAGUUGACAUUUGCAAUAAAGAAAGGUUUGGCUUUAAAAUGUCAAACGAAAGAAGAAUUGAAAAGUAUGAGACAUGAGAUUAUUCUUAAUAGUAAUAAAUGAAAAUGAAGAUUAUGAAAUACAUUUUAUAUCUCAUCCUAAUUCAUUAGAUGUGUUAAUUUAAAAAUUAGAAUAAAUAGGGUUUAUAGUGGAUGGAAAAUCGCAAAUAUAAAAUUUUUAUAUUACUGGUGGAGGUUCAUUUAAGUAUUAUGAUUAAAUUUCAAAUUAUGGAAAUAUAAUAAGAAUAAAUGAAUUUGAUGCCUUAAAGUUUGGAUUCAAAUUAUUAGAUAGCAUCAAAUACAAAAAUACAUAUUUUACUUUUAAUAAUGGUAUUGAGUAUUUGUAAUUGACGGUAUUUUUAAUAAAAAUAAAUAUUUUGUUAGGCAUCAAUAUAUCCAUUUAUAUUAGUGAAUAUAGGAAGUGGUGUUAGUAUUUUAAAAUUUGAUAAUGAAGAUAAAUUUGCAAGAAUAUCAGGUACAUCUUUAGGUGGAGGAAUGUUUUUAGGAUUAAGUCAUUUAUUUACAGGCAUUAAUGAUUUUGAUGAAUUAUUACGUAUGACGAAAGAAGGUUCAAAUGCAGCUACAGAUUUAUUAAUGGAUGAAGUUCAUUUAGGAUUUUAAUCUCCAACUAGAAAUAAAAAUGAAAAACAUGUUGCUGUUAGUAUGGGAAAAUUGAAGUAGAAUUCAAAUAUUAAUUAAUCAGAUUUAGUCAAAUCUUUACUUUAUAUGACUACCUACAAUAUCAGUCAAAUUGCAUUUUUGCAUUCUAAAUUACAUAAUAUUGAAAGAGUAUUUUUCUCUGGCCAUUUUAUUAGAAACCAUGAAGAAACAUUAUAAUGCAUUAAUGAAGCUUUUUCUUACUUCUCAAAAUUAGAUUAAUAAAAUAGACAUGUAAUAUCAUCUAUCUAAUAUAGCCUUAUUUUAUCAAACAUGAUGGAUUUAUUGGAAGUUUGGGAUCAUUUUGGAAUGGAAUUUAAACACUUAAAUAAAAUAAAUAAUGA